Neltuma alba is the source of this 1611-nucleotide messenger RNA. RefSeq names its product cold-responsive protein kinase 1-like. The transcript has 8 exons. Gene Ontology annotation, biological process: protein phosphorylation. Gene Ontology annotation, molecular function: ATP binding; protein kinase activity. The record is from RefSeq and is a predicted model, not a curated record. The coding region runs from base 1 to 1611 and encodes 536 amino acids. NCBI's taxonomy places the organism in Eukaryota, Viridiplantae, Streptophyta, Magnoliopsida, Fabales, Fabaceae.
AUGGCAGACGUUAACGAAACGUUUAGGGACAUCAGAGAGCAGAUUGUGAGCAUGAACAAGUGCUUUGCGACGGCGCAGCAGCGUAAUAAAGAAGACCUUGUUUUAAGUCUUUUUCAGUGCAGAAACUACCUCUCCGUUCAUGACUGUGUUGGCUGCUUCGACGCCGCCGCCAAAGAAGUCCGCAAUUGCCCUGAUGGCACGGCCGGCGGCCUUGUCAUCUACGAUGGCUGCUUCCUCAGGUACGCCGCCGAUGAUUUCUUUGAAGAAACAACGGAAGAUUUAAAUGCUGCGUCGUGUGGUAACCAAACCAUGACAGAAUCCAGUAUGUUUGCAUCACUUGUGCAACAAGUGCUAAAGACUCUGCGAACAACAACACCCAAGAACCAAGGGUUUUUUGCGGCCACAAAGAUAGAAUUGCCUGAUAAUAGUACAACUAUUUAUGCCUUUGCUCAAUGUUCUGAAACUAUCGGUCAGACACAAUGCUUCAAUUGCUUGAACACUGGCUAUAACAAUAUUUUGCCGACUUGUCUUCCCAAUUCGGAGGGUAGGGCUUAUGCUGGUGGGUGCUUUAUGAGAUAUUCCACUACCUCCUUCUUUCCAGAUAAUUACCAGACAGUUCAUAUUACUCCCAUGGGCAAACAAGGUUCAAACAAGAAGGGGACCAUUAUAGGUGUAGUUUUUGGAGGUGUAGCUUUUGCUUUGAUCCUUCUUACACUAUUAGCUUGGAUUAAACAACCAAAAAGGCCUGAGAGACCAGUUCCUAGAGGAGAUAUAUCUGGAGUAAGUAAGUUGAAAGGCCCAAUUAAUUUUAGUUAUAGAGAGUUGGAGUUUGCAACUAAAAGUUUCAGUGCAGAAAAUAAAAUUGGAGAAGGAGGAUUUGGUGCUGUAUAUAAGGGUACUCUGAAAAGUCGGAAAAUAGUUGCUGUAAAGAAAUUAAUCAUACGCCAAUCUGGGAAGGUGGAAGAAGAAUUUGAAAGUGAAGUGAAGCUUAUAAGUAAAAACAGAGGUUCUCUUUGUUGGAAGCAACGGUAUGAUAUAAUUUUAGGAACAGCAAGGGGUUUGGCUUAUCUACAUGAGGAAUUUCAUGUACGUAUCAUACACAGAGAUAUAAAAGCUAACAACAUUCUCUUAGGUGAUGAUCUCCAACCAAAAAUUACUGAUUUUGGCUUAGCAAAGCUUUUACCUAAAGAAAAAUCUCAUCUUAGCACAAAAUUUGCCAGAACAUUAGGAUACAACGCACCGGAAUAUACAAUUCAUGGUCAACUAUCGGAAAAAGCUGAUAUUUAUAGCUUUGGCAUUGUACUCCUAGAAAUUAUCAGUGGUGAAAAAUGCAAUGAAUUGAAGAUUCGCGAUGAUAUUGAAGGUGAAUUUCUACUUAAAAAAGCUUGGAAGCUAUAUGAGAGAGGCUUACACAUAGAGUUGGUGGAUAAUACCAUGAAUCCAAAUGAUUAUAAAGUAGAAGAAGUGAAGAAAAUUAUAGAGAUUGGUCUGCUUUGCACUCAAGCAUCUGCUGAAUUAAGGCCAUCAAUAUCUGAAGUAAUUGUUUUGCUCCAAGGCAAUGGCUCAUUGGAGAAUAUGCGACCCACCAUGCCUAUCUUGAUUGAAACUUAA